Molecule: messenger RNA, 6648 nt
Organism: Electrophorus electricus (electric eel)
Lineage: Eukaryota; Metazoa; Chordata; Actinopteri; Gymnotiformes; Gymnotidae
Gene: sipa1l2b
Product: signal-induced proliferation-associated 1 like 2
Biological process (GO): regulation of small GTPase mediated signal transduction
Cellular component (GO): cytoplasm
Molecular function (GO): protein binding; GTPase activator activity
Source: RefSeq, a predicted model, not a curated record
AACGGCGGCGGUGUGCCGAGCCUCCACCACCCCACAUCCCCCAAAAUAAAAAGCCAACCAGGAAUCUUGGAUUGCACCCGAUUAUUUACUGGAUACGGUGGGAUCUUCGCCUGGUGCCUGUCGAGUUCAGGGUCAUGGGAGCCCAGAGCUUUACCCAGCAGCACAGGGUGCAAGAUGGGAACCGACCCCGGACGGGGCACCAGUUCACCACAGAGUGACGGAAGAGCAGUCGUCCUUGACCAUCAAGAGAUAACGGAAUCUGUCCUCUUCCUAUGGAUUAUAGACCUGUAGGUCUGAACACCCUAGUGUGGGUUUGUCAUUAUUCACAGUUGCUCAGCAGACAGUUCAAACAAACCUCCAGAGAUUCAAUGAUUGAGAGGCAUUCAAGGUUUCCUGUAGAGAGGAUUAAAUGCAAGAUAUGAGCAUCCCUAAUCUUAAGGGUGAAAUCACUGCAGAUCAGCACUGAGUAGACUAAACACUCUAAGAGCCUUCCCCACGUGAUGCAGGCCGAAAACCUAUUUGCUAAGAAGCUCCAAACCUUGAAUGGGAAUAUGGGCCCUCCCAUUUCAAACUUACAGGGAACCCCAGUCAUGCCCAAAAUGGGCAUUCGAGCCAGAGUGUCAGAUUGGCCCCAGAGGAAAGACAACAGCCAUGGACCUCUGCCAAAGUACGAGUGUCUAGUCACAAGCUUCCAGAAUGGAACACCUAGUCAGAAUGCCGAUGACAUCAUCAAUCACAAUGAGGACUCUCCAGCUAAUCCGAAGAGUGAGAUACUUCGACACUCGCCGGAUAACAACCUACGCCUACUCCAGAAGAGGAGUAACAGUGAUGUCACCAUCAGCGAUGCCGGUGUGGAGGACUUGGACCACACAGCCAUUAACCCCAAUACAGGCGCCUCCCUGCGCCGCGAAUACGGUAGUACCUCCUCUGUUGACCAGCAGGGUUUAUCUGCUGAGAGGCUGUUCGCUCCCCAAAGGAGCUACCCAGCUGAACAUGCAGAGCAGCCCAGUGCGCCUCCUCCACAAGGUUUCCCAGAGUUCCUGUGUUAUGACACCACCAUCUCUCCAAGCUUGCAGACUGCCGCUCAUAUAGCACGUGGUGACAUCAUCUGUAUCCCAAACUACUCCGAUUAUGUGGACAACUCACUUUACGGCAGGGAUCGAGACAGGUCUUUCUUACAAAGGCAGAAAUCCGACAAAGGGGAUAUUUCGAUAUUUCGUAGAUUUAAGACCAUGAAGAGUGAAACGAAACAGUUCACCGAGCACGAUGACUGUAGCAGACAUGGCUGCACUUUGAGUUUUCAGAGGUGUUUUGCACAUUACGAUGUGCAGAGUGUCCUCUUCAACAUUAGUGAGGCAGUGGCCAAUCGGAGUAACUUGGCGCGCAGGAAGAACAUAUCGACCGGGGCUUCUGCUGCGUCUCAGCGCCAGGAUGUCGGCGAAGGUGUUGAGGUGUCACCUGUGUGUGAGUACACGCUACCUGUCGGUAGCUAUGACGACCCUGGACAAAAAGCAGGUCCUGACCUAGACGAAGGAGACGGGAAGAGCAACUGUAUGGUGCUUAGCUGCCCUUAUUUCCGCAAUGAAGUAGGUGGUGAGGGAGAGAGGAAGCUAGGGCUCAUGAGGACCAACAGCGCCCCCUACAGUAGUGGAGGUGAAAGCUGCUCCAUUGAGGCCACGCUCAGUUCUCACUGCACGAAUGCUGGGGUGUCUGUACUGGAGGUACCUCGUGAUAAUUAUUCAUCCCGUGAGAAUUAUGCAGUCCCCCGGGACUGCAUCAAACGCUACAUCAUCGAUCACAUUGACAUGGGCGCAUACUACUAUCACAAGUUCUUCUAUAACAAAGAGCACCAGAACUACUUUGGUGUCGAUGAGAACCUGGGCCCCGUGGCUCUGAGUGUACGCAGGGAGAGGCUGGAGGACAGCAAAGAGGGACCACAGUACAACUACCGGAUCAUCUUCAGAACCAGCGAGCUCACUACCUUGCGGGGGUCUAUCUUGGAGGAUGCUGUCCCCUCCACUGCGAAGCAUGGCACCACCCGUGGCCUGCCUCUGAAGGAGGUGCUGGAGUAUGUGGUGCCUGAGCUCAACAUCCACUGCCUUCGCAUGGCCAUCAGCUCAGCCAAAGUCCAGGAGCAGCUGCUCAGACUGGACCAGCAGGGACUGAGCUACCAGCACAAGGUGGGCGUCCUGUUCUGCCAGGCAGGCCAGAGCACGGAGGAGCAGAUGUACAACAAUGAAAGCAGCAGCGCAGCUUUCCAGGAGUUUCUGGAUCUGCUUGGCCAAAGAGUUCGACUGAAGGGCUUCACCAAGUACAGGGCACAGCUAGAUAAUAAAAUGGAUUCCACAGGCACUCACUCUCUCUACACGACCUAUAAAGACUAUGAAAUAAUGUUCCAUGUCUCUACGAUGCUUCCCUACACACCACACAACAGGCAGCAGCUGCUGAGGAAGAGGCACAUUGGAAACGACAUUGUCACCAUCAUUUUCCAGGAGCCAGGGGCACUACCUUUCACUCCAAAGAACAUUCGCUCCCACUUCCAACAUGUCUUCAUCAUAAUUAAAGUCCACAAUCCUUGCACAGAGCAUGUGUGUUACAGUGUUGCAGUUGCCAGAUCGAAGGAUGUACCAGCAUUUGGUCCUCCCAUCCCAAAGGAGGUGAUGUUUCCAAAAUCAGCAGUAUUCCGGGACUUCCUUCUAGCCAAGAUGAUCAACGGUGAGAAUGCCGCUCACAAGUCUGAGAAGUUCCGUGCUAUGGCUACACGCACGCGUCAGGAGUAUCUAAAGGACCUGGUAGAGAACUUCGCUACUGCUACUCCAGUGGACUCAUCAGGAGCCAAGUUCAGCUUCAUCACGCUGGGCUCCAAGAGGAAGGAACGCAUCCGGCCAAGAAUCAACGCUCACCUGCACAGCACCGGCGCCGUCACCUGGGCAGUGGUGGCCCCUGACAGCAGUCUUUCAACGGACGUCGGCUGUCUCCUCGCCAUCUCCAACGAGUUUGUAGUGCUGAUUGAGGAGUCAUCCAAGGAAGUGGUCUUCAACUGCUCCUGUAGGGAUGUGAUUGGCUGGAGCUUGUACCCAGCAGUGGGCAGAGUCAAGCUGUUCUAUGAUCACGGGGACUGUAUAGUGUUCUCUGUCCAAGAUGGCUGUGCUGAGGAGGUUCGCGAAAUCACACAACGACUUAACAUGGUCACUAGAGGCUGUGAGACACUAGAGGUGGUUCUACGUAGGAACGCUCUGGGCCAGCUGGGAUUUCACGUGAACUUUGAGGGUGUAGUGGCAGAUGUGGAGCCUUUUGGAUUCGCUUGGCAGGCGGGACUUCGUCCCUGUAGCCGACUGGUGGAGAUCUGCAAGAUUGCCGUGGUGACGCUGUCUCAUGAGCAAAUGAUUGACCUGCUGCGGACUUCCAGCACUGUUUCUGUGGUGAUUCUUCCACCACAUGAGGAUGGAACGCCCAGAAGGGCCUCCUCAGAGCUGUACCGCUUCCCUGUGCUGGAGUACAAAACAUUUGGCACUGGGCCUAGCUGGCAGCGCAUGAUGCAUGUGCCCCAGAGCUUAGCCCAUUCCCAGACGCCACCCGCACAGGCUCCUGAGGGGCCUCACCCUGGCCAGCAGCUGCUCCACUACACCCAGGCCGCCAUCUCCCGGAGCACCUCCUUCGAUAAGAAGUUCCAGGAUGGCUCUAGAAUAUUGCAAGACUUUGAACUGGUCCAGAGCUCAGCUGGGAACCCUAGCCAUCCCUACUGUAGAUCCCCCAGUAACCAGUCUACAUCUAGUGACCCAGGGCCCAGUGGCACAUGGAACCAGAAGACUGCCUAUGAUGGAUGCCAGUCAGCUGGUCUUCAGAACCAAGAGGAAGAGAAGGAGGCAGAGGACCACAGAGAGAGGGAACCCAGACUAGAACGCACCAGGUCUGCCGGGUCACCUUGUGUUCCAGAAGCCAAGUGGCACAUACCAUCCUGUAAGAUCCUGCAGAGUGGCAAGCAGAGGCAGGCAGGACAGGAUUGGCCCAGCAAACUACCACGGACCCGAGGGAAGACCUGCCACAGCCACUGUUCCAGCCAGUCUAGCAGCAACACGCUUUCCAGUAACGCUUCCAGCUGCAGCGACGACAAAUUCUUCGACUCAGGAGACCCCGUGGACCCCGAGCCUCUGGGCCUCACCUACAUUAAAGGAGCCUCCACAGACAGUGGCAUUGACACCACGCCUUGCGCGCCACCGGCCCCUCCCCUGCCCCUCCCUGUGGCAGGGGCUUCUCAGAAGCUGCUGAGAGAUGGGAGGGGAGAGGCUAGGCUCCCAUGGCCCCUGGACUAUCAGGAGGUGGAAGAGAGGGAGAGAAACGAGGAGAAAGUCUUCUUGGUACAGGGCCACGCCCCAGAGUCAGCAGCGGAACAUGCUAAUGGUGGAAGCACCGGGGAUCUGAGUGAGAUCUCCUCUUUAUCCAGUGGCUCUCGUCACUCUGGAAGCCCUUCUGAACGUGGCUUGAAGAACAGCAGCUCCACAGAAUUCAAAGCCUGCAGGAUCUUGCCGACCAGCAGCACUGCUGGAAGAGGAGGGGAAAAGCACGCUUACAGCUGCAAAUCACAAGACAGGAAGCAUCCGACUGCCUGGAAGAAAGCAGGGGAUGGCAGUUUAUUGGAGGAGCAGGAGCCUCUUAGUGAUACCGAGCGAUUGCAUUUGACAGAUGCAUCUCAGCUGGUUCAUGGUAAAGAGAAGCUCCGGACUCUCUCUAAGCAGGACUUCCUCCAGAUGCUGCUGCCCGCCGGUCCUCCUGCUCAGCUUCACCAUGCCAAGAUCCCAGCUGUGGGUCAGUCUCCCCGUCGAAUUCUGUACCGGACACUGUCAGAUGAAAGUCUGUGCAGUAGUCACCGGAGGGGUCUGUCCCUUGCCAGCUCCCGGAGCUCCAUCCUAGAGCAGGCUGUGCCCAACGAUAUUUUGUUCAGCACUGCCCUGCCUUACCACAGCACCCUGCCACUACCUGCAGGCCUCAGCCAUGCAGCCAGCCAACGUAAGAAUGAGCUGUGGUUCUCUGAUGGCUCUCUGGUGGACAAGCCCAAGAUGGUAGAGGGUGUGCCCAUGUCCCUGCCAGACGCGACCUCUGACCUAGACUGGGCCCAUCUUCUGGACGCCGCACGUACCUUCGAGGACCAGAAUGCAGUGUCUCUAUGUUCACUGCGUGAUGAGGAUCACAUAACGCAUGUUCUGAACCAAACUACCGAAGACGAUCCCGACCCAGAGGCCGGGAAUGUCUCCCCAGCUCUACUCACAGGCAAAGUGAAUCAGCUUGAGCUCAUUCUCAAGCAGCUCCAGAAUGACCUGAGGAAGGAGCAAGAGGACAAAGCCAUGCUGCAGCAGCAAGUCCAGCAUCUCCGGCAGGACAACCUGCGUCUCCACGAGGAGAGCCAGACGGCUGCUGCCCAGCUGCAGCGCUUCACCCACUGGUUCCUGAACUCGGUGGAUAAGAAGCCUUGAAGUUUUGUUUUUUUUAUUGCUUUUUAAAAUGUCCUUUUCAGCUUAACAUCUAAGCAGCCUAAGAACACCCCAUGUAUGCUGAAAUAGAGGCUAUGUUGGAGAAAACAUGCUCUCAUCACAAGAUUUUGAAUAUGUUUUAAACUAACAUGCUGACAUGCUAAGCAAUCUUUACAAGGAGCUGGUGCAUGAAUGAAGUGGAAGUGAAAAGGAGAGUAUGAGAUAAAACAGGAAGUAAUUAAUCACAACUGAGGACAGAAGAGGGGAACGUGUGGUUAAUAAAAACUAAGAGGCACCAACUUAAGCAAAGCCUUCAAAUUGAUGUAAUGCAAUAACUAUUCUAAUGCUUGUAAUGCUUAGAUCUUAGGUUUCUUGGGCUACCAUCAUCAAGAAAAUGUUUCACUUUAGUUUAGUCCUGGCUGUCUGUCAUUUGUUGAAAUGUAGACCAACCAGAUAUUUACCUUAACUUAGUGUCCAAAGGUGCUCCCAAUAACUAUGUGUAGUGUUGUUUUUGUAAAAAACGUUUUUUUUACGUAAUUAAUUGUUGCAACGUUGUAGCAAUAAACAUGGCCAUGCUGUAGUCACAAAACAUAAAUAUGAUUAGCACUGAGUGUCAUGUUGAAGGUUAAUGUUUGGGAAUGUUUAUUUUACGAGAAGAUAGUAGAGGAGAAGUACGCGUUUCUAUGUCUGAUGUUCUGUUGGGGAUCAUGGACUAGCUUCUAUUUUCUGUUGAUCCUGCUUUUAACCACUUGCAAAGCUAUUUCUGCAGGUAACCUGACAAUCCAUGCUGAAAUCACAAAAGCAAAACAAUUUCUUACUUGUCCAGAGCCCAGUAUGCGGCCUGCACCACCUGUGAACUCUAAAUGCAACAUUUUGUCUUUGUGUGGUAAAAACGUCUCUUGUACUUCAGCACUCUAAUUUAAACCUAUUUAACCCCAAAUUCUUAUUUUAAUAAGAAUAUUUUCCUUUCUGCACUAAAAGGGGUAAUAUCUCUGCAAUGAUAGUACUCUGUAUAGCUUGUCUGAGAUAUAAACGUAGACUUUUAACAGAUUAUUUCGGAGAAGUGCAAGCUACUGCUGCUGGGGAACGGGAUGUUUUUAUGACUCUUCAGAUGUUUUUAUUUCUUUGUAAAUCUGUUUUUUGUUGAACAUGGAAUAAAAGGUUUGCUUUGUAAAAUAAA